AUGAUAGUUACAGCAAGUGAGAUGACCGUGAGAAGCAAUCAAACUUCUACAGUGACAGAGUUUCUCUUCUCUGGAUUUCCUCAGGGUAAAGAUAGCUGUCUCCUUUUCUUCAUCCCUUUAUUCGUCAUCUACAUAUUCAUUGUCAUUGGGAAUCUCAUCGUGUUUUUUGCAGUCAGGUUCGAUGUUCGUCUCCACAAUCCUAUGUACAAUUUCAUCAGCAUUUUCUCAUUCUUGGAGAUCUGGUACACCACAGCCACCAUCCCAAAGAUGCUCUCAAACCUCAUUAGUGAGCAGAGGACUAUCUCCUUGAUUGGCUGCCUCUUGCAGAUGUACUUUUUCCAUUCACUUGGAAAUUCAGAAGGGAUCUUGUUGACUACCAUGGCUAUUGACAGGUAUGUUGCCAUCUGUAACCCUCUCCGUUACCCGACUAUCAUGACCCCCCGGCUGAGUGCUCAGCUUUCUGCAGGCUCCUGUAUCUUUGGCUUCAUUGUGCUGCUUCCAGAGAUUGUAUGGAUUUCCACACUGCCCUUCUGUGGCCCCAAUCAAAUCCAUCAAAUCUUCUGUGACUUUGAACCUGUACUGCACUUGGCCUGUACAAACACUUCCAUGAUUCUGAUUGAGGAUGUGAUCCAUGCAAUUGCCAUAAUUUUUGCAGUCCUGAUCAUUGCUCUUUCUUAUAUCAGAAUCAUCACUGUGAUCUUGAGGAUUCCCUCCCUUGAGGGUCGUCGGAAGGCCUUUUCUACCUGCGCAGCCCAUCUUGGUGUCUUCCUGAUGUUCUAUGGCAGUGUGUCACUAAUGUACCUGCGUUUCUCUGCCACUUUCCCACCAAUAUUGGAUACAGCCAUUGCACUGAUGUUUGCCGUCCUUGCUCCUUUUUUCAAUCCUAUCAUUUAUAGCUUGAGAAACAAGGACAUGAAGAUUGCAAUUAAGAAGCUUCUCUGGCCUCAGAAGGUGUCUAAUGCAUCUGCAAGUUUAUGUUAG
Messenger RNA from Echinops telfairi (small Madagascar hedgehog), 981 nucleotides. RefSeq names its product olfactory receptor 6K3-like. The record is from RefSeq and is a predicted model, not a curated record. Gene Ontology annotation, molecular function: G protein-coupled receptor activity; olfactory receptor activity. Gene Ontology annotation, cellular component: membrane. The coding region runs from base 1 to 981 and encodes 326 amino acids. Gene Ontology annotation, biological process: G protein-coupled receptor signaling pathway. The transcript has a single exon. NCBI's taxonomy places the organism in Eukaryota, Metazoa, Chordata, Mammalia, Afrosoricida, Tenrecidae.